This is a messenger RNA of Poeciliopsis prolifica (blackstripe livebearer), 2058 nucleotides long. It is a transcript of the gene ompa, whose product is annotated as olfactory marker protein a. NCBI's taxonomy places the organism in Eukaryota, Metazoa, Chordata, Actinopteri, Cyprinodontiformes, Poeciliidae. Bases 95 to 595 code for a protein of 166 amino acids. The transcript is spliced from 2 exons. The record is from RefSeq and is a predicted model, not a curated record. Gene Ontology annotation, biological process: signal transduction; sensory perception of smell.
GCAGGGGAAAACUCAGCUGCAUCCAUCACUGCAUCCCUCUACACAGGCCGACUUCUUCCCUCUCCUGAACCUGGGAAUACAAUCGAAGGCGGACAUGGACGUGGGUAAAUCUUCCUCCGAGAAGUUGGUGCUGGAGUUUAAGGAGGACACCGAUCUGACGGAGAUGAUGCGUCGUCGCGUCUCAUCUCUGCAGAAAACCGGGCAGAAGCGUCAGGACGGCGAGCGGCUGCUGCUCCCCCACGAGGCCGUGCAUCGCCUCGACUUCCCCGUCCAGGAGCUCAACUUCUCCCGCUGGUACUUCUCCCUCUCGGGCCACGGCCGAGUCACCAUCACCGGCAUCUCCCAGCACUGGACCCCGGACCUCACCAACCUGAUGACCCGUCAGCUCCUGGAGCCGAUCGGGACGUUCUGGAGAAACGCCGAGGACCCGGAGGACUCGCCGCUCAAGUGUCUGGAGGCCGACAUGCAGGAGUUCGGGGAAAGGAUCGCGGAGCUGGCCAAAGUGAGGAAGGUCAUGUAUUUUCUGUUCGCGUACAAGGACGGGUCCACAGCAGCAAACCUCGACUGCACCAUCGAGUUCAUACCCGAGAAGUAACCUUCCGCGUUCAGAGAAUCUGUUUAGAUUUCAGCAUAAAUUCCCCCUCAGACCCACUAAACGUUGUUAAAUCUUUGCAUGUCUUUAGCCGCCGCUACAGAUUUAUUUUAAUUAUUUCCACACUUAAAGAAAGUAUUUUGCAUGAAUUAAUUUGAUGUAAAACUUUGCUCACGACAAACUCUACCUUGCUAAUUGCCGCCAUGUUGUUUUUAUCAUGCUAAAAGCUGAAAACAUGUAGCUGAAUGAAUAGGGCUCAUUCAGCUAUAAGUUACAUAGCUUAUUGGGUGUUUAUAUUUUUAAACAGAACCUUUUAAAGUGCAUUUUUCAUCCCACAUCGGGUUCCGUUUGGACCGUCUCUCAUCACAGUUUUGAGAUAUCGCUACCGCCAUCUUUUAUUCGGGCUCAAGGUCUGCGCUUAAGAAUGACCAGCGGCGCCCUCUGUGGGAUGGCGGUCGAACUACAACACUAAAAGAAGGCCAAAGCGGACGUUUAUAGUUAAAAACUAAUAAAAACAAAACAAAGUAAAUUUAGUCUCAAAGCAACUAGUCCUGUUGCAUGCUUUUACACCCAAUAAACAAUGAGCUUAAAAAAAAACGAUGCCUGACAAAAUCACUUCAUUUCUCACCUUCAGCCAAUUAUUGUGAUAUAUUCUGAAGUUAAUUUUUUUUCUUUAUGUUAUUCUGUGGAACAGCAGUGACUGAAAUCUCAAAUAACGAAAAUGCAUACACACUGACCUGACAGAAAACGGAGAUCAAUGGAGCAAAAUCAAUUUUUUGUUUUCACUGGGAGGGAACAGACACAAAUCCUGAUUUAUAAAAACUCGUUUUUUCCUUUAGUCUACAUUUCCUUACGCUGAACUGUAAACACACAAAACAUUACCAAGUAUUUUUGUUUAGUUUUUAUUUGAAAUAUCUUAGUCCACUUUAAAUAGGACAAAACUUGCAAGUAAUCGCUUGAGUUUGUUUUAAAUCAAUAAUUCUUAAAUAUUGAUUUAAAACAGUAUUUGCUUCAGACAUCACUUAUAACAUGGGGAAAAUGUCUUGGAAACAAAAACAGUGAAACUAGUUAUCUUAAUCAAUAAAGUAAUUAUUUACUUAAAGCAAGCUUUUCUGAAACAUUAUUUGAAGUUAUUUUUUUCCUAUUGUAGAUUAAAUAAAUAUUUACACUAGAUAAAAAUGCUUGGUAAGAUUAAAGCAACAGAGCAAGGAGAGCAGAAUAAAGAAAAUAUUUACAGGUGCAAUAAAAAGGUGUGAAGAUAAUCAAUGUAUUUAUUUUGUAAAAUAAAAUCCUCCAGCUGAGUUAUCCUGAUGCAGAAAAGGACUUGUAUCUAUUUCAUGAUGCAUUUAAAUUUGGAUCUAAAGAAUACAACUUUAAGAAAUGAAAACUUUUAUUUCUCAUAUUUAUAGCUUUUCCUCUGUAUCCUGCAGUUUGUUGUGCCAAUAAAGUGUUCACAAACCUUCAAA